Messenger RNA from Rosa rugosa (rugosa rose), 1344 nucleotides. RefSeq lists its product as uncharacterized. The record is from RefSeq and is a predicted model, not a curated record. The transcript has a single exon. Bases 1 to 1344 code for a protein of 447 amino acids. Lineage: Eukaryota; Viridiplantae; Streptophyta; Magnoliopsida; Rosales; Rosaceae.
AUGCCUCCUAGACGCCGAACAUGCAGGGAGACUCUUCCCGCUCCAGGAGAUGGGAAUGCUCCUAAAGGAUUGGCGAACACUCUUGGACGUAUUUUCCAGCAGCUGACUGCAGCACUUCCUGGCUCUAGAACUGAUUUUGGCAUGGAGCGAGCGAGGAGACAUGGAGCGUAUAGUUUUUCCUUUGCUCCUGAACCUAUAGACUCCCAGAAUUCGUUGAACCGAAUAGAGAGAGUAUUUACUAAGAUAAAUUGUCCGAAAGACCGGAAAGUGGGCUUGGCAGUAGACUAUCUUGAUGGAGUUGCUUUUGAAUGGUGGCACCAGACCAGCCAGGAACCAGGGAAUGUUGGCCCAAUGACUUGGGAUCAGUUCAAAAUACACUUCAAUAGGCGGUAUUUUGGCACGGCCAUUCGUGACAGGAUGAAGAAUGAGUUCUUGAAUAUAGAGAAAGGAGACAAGAUAUUGUCAGAAUUUGAGCAGCGUUUCACUCAGUUAUCCCAUUUUGUACUAGACUUGGUAAGCACUGAGGAGGAAAGGAUUUCUAGGUUUAUUCAUGGACUAGGGCAUGAUUAUCUCCUGCAGUUGACGACUGUAUCAUUCUACACUUAUCAUGAGGUGGUUAAUGCUGCUUUGAGAGUCAAAACUAUGCUUUUAUCUGUUGUUCGACCUCUGGAUACGGGUGGCCCCAGCCAGGGUCCAUCCAAGAGAGCUGCCUCCACAUCUGGAUCUGGAUCCUCAGUAGGUAGUAGACAGAGUAGUAGUUCUAGUCCUGGAUCUCGUUUUAGACGUGGGGAGCAUGGUAGGAGAUCUACUCAGGGACAGUUUGGCAGAAGCCAGUUUGGACAGAGCAGGGCUAGUUCAAGUAGUCAGAGCGGGGCUUCAGGUAGUCAGUCAGCUCAGUAUGGGAAAUAUCAGACGAGUGGUAUGUAUCUUUACCAGCGGGGAGCGACACUUAAGAUUGAGUGGGUUUUCAAGUAUUGUAGCGUGAUGGUUGAUGGUAUUAACUUGGAAGCCAACCUAAUCCCUUUAGACCUUGUUGAGUUCGAUGUAAUUUUGGGGAUGGAUUUUCUAGGGACUCACCAGGCUAAUAUUGAUUGUUUCCGCAAGGUGGUGGUGUUUCAAAGUCCAAGGAAGCAGGUAAUUACUUUUCAUGGUGAACGAGAUGUCCUAUCUUCUUGCCUGAUUUCAGCCUUAACAGCUGGAAAACUUUUGAGUAAAGGUUGUCAGGCUUAUUUGGCUCAUAUUGUGGAUACUAAUAAGGAAAUGUUGAGUAUUAAUGGGAACAUUCCAGUAGUGAGGAAAUUUUCAGAUGUAUUUCCAGAUGAAUUACCUGGCUUACCCCUGUAA